GUUGUUUUCGUUCGACGAUUUUUCUUUUCUUUUCUUUUUUUUUUUCUUUCUUUCUUUCUUUCCUUCCUUCCUUCUUUCUUUCUUUGUUCUUUCGUUGUUCAAGUGGAAACGAUUAGAUAAAAAUUGUAUGUAAAUUAAAAAUUCGCUUUAACGAUAAAUAGAAAAAUUCUCUUUUUCCCAUUUUUUUAUCACAAUGAUAAAAUAAUCAUCGCCGAGAUAAAACGAAUCAGUUAUCGCGCCUUUUUCCGGGAUCUUUACAGGAUGAUUUAAAUUUUUAGUCCAAAUUUUUAAUCUUUACAACUUAUUCUAUGUAUAAAUCGUUGCAUCGAUAUCUUUUCGAAAUAUUUACAGAAAAUCGUGGAACAGUGUAAUUUAUUCAAAAGUGACGUGGUUAAACGUAUAAAUCGAGAUUUUAUUGGUGUCAAAAAAAGUUACCAGUGGUUAAUGCACUUAUAAUUUCUGUAUUAAAUUCUGUAUUAUUAAAUGAAAAAUAUUGAAUAUUGAAUAUUGAAAUUAAAAAUCGAAUGUCUUGUAUAUCUCGUUUGAUAUUUCGUUAGAGAGAGAAAAAAAAGAAAAAUUGGUAAACGUAGAGAAAUAAUAAUGGACGAAUCGUGGUGGAGAGAAAAAAUAAAAAUAUUCCUUGAAAAUUUAGGAAAUUUCAAGUUGUCACUAAAUAUUGGUUAAAUGGGUCGUUUACUUUAUUACCCCGUACCUAACGAUUGAAUGGGAAUAAUGAUGACUUCGCUUAUCGAUCUUAAAAGAUUCUCAUCGAUGAGUGUAAUCGCGAUUUUGGCGAUGGUGGUUGGCGUCCAAGCGGAACUUAAACAAAUAAAUGUGAUAUUCCGGCACGGCGAUAGGAUACCCGAUGAGAAAAACGAAAUGUAUCCGAAAGAUCCUUAUUUGUAUUACGACUUUUAUCCACUGGAACGUGGCGAAUUGACUAACUCAGGUAAAAUGCGAGAAUAUCAAUUGGGACAAUUCUUGAGAGAGAGAUAUGGUGACUUUUUGGGAGACAUUUACACGGAAGAAUCUGUCUCGGCUCUCAGUUCGUUCUACGACAGAACGAAAAUGUCUCUGCAACUCGUACUCGCAGCGCUCUAUCCGCCAAAUAAAUUGCAACAAUGGAACGAAGAUCUGAACUGGCAACCGAUCGCCACGAAAUAUUUGCGCCGCUACGAGGACAAUAUCUUUUUGCCAGAAGAUUGUUUGUUAUUUACGAUCGAAUUUGAUAGAGUAUUGGAAUCACCGCGUGGAAAGUACGAAUUCUCGAAAUAUGACAAAUUGAAGAAGAAAUUGGAAGAAUGGACCGGAAAAAAUAUCACUACGCCAUGGGAUUAUUAUUACAUCUAUCAUACACUGGUGGCUGAACAAUCUUACGGUCUUACUCUGCCAUCUUGGACAAAUAAUAUAUUCCCAAGAGGAGAAUUAUUCGAUGCGACGGUAUUUACAUACAACAUAACCAAUUCGACUCCUUUGUUGAAAAAACUUUACGGAGGUCCGCUUCUUCGAAUAUUCACCAAGCAUAUGUUAGACGUUGUAUCGGGUACGCAAAAGAAAAAGCGAAAGAUAUACUUGUUCAGUGGACAUGAAAGUAAUAUCGCCGCUGUCUUGCACGCUCUUCAACUUUAUUAUCCUCACGUUCCUGAAUAUUCCAGUUCUAUUAUAAUGGAGCUUCACAAUAUCGAAGGCACUCACUAUGUAAAGAUCGUUUACUACUUGGGUAUCCCGUCUGAAGCGAGAGAACUUCAAUUACCCGGCUGCGAGGUACUUUGCCCUUUGUACAAAUAUUUACAAUUGAUAGAGAACGUGAUCCCAUCGAACGAAGAGUUGAUUUGCGAUAAAAGAUUCGCCGACGAGUCGGCAAACAAUUUGUCAAUCGAAGAAUUAGAUUUCGUGAAAUUGAACUUAAUAAGGAUAGCGGGUACUGAGAAUAAAUAACUAUUAUGGGAGAAUUAAUUAAUUUGUCAAUCAAAA
Molecule: messenger RNA, 1974 nt
Organism: Apis cerana (Asiatic honeybee)
Lineage: Eukaryota; Metazoa; Arthropoda; Insecta; Hymenoptera; Apidae
Gene: Acph-1
Product: venom acid phosphatase
Biological process (GO): dephosphorylation
Molecular function (GO): phosphatase activity
Source: RefSeq, a predicted model, not a curated record